AGUUAAUUCCAAGUCCUGGUAUAAACUAUCUACGAGAAAAUGACAGAUUUCCACAGUGUAUAAUUUGCGUAUAAUAAUCUUUUCGUGGACGAAUUUGUUAAAUCUGAUUAACCUUCGCCGGGAGGACUCAUUGUCAGUAUAUAAACAGACAUGUUGAUAAACGGUCAAAUGUCGUCAGGUGUCUCGAGUUAUCCCCUCCCUUCUUGUUUAUCAUUCUGUGUUCGUCACAGAGCAGUAAACUAAAUGUUAAGCACCUAUAUACGAAAAUGACUGAAGACACCUCUUUAUAUGUUUUGCCAAACAACCAACCACUGGUAGCCUUAGAAUGUGAAACCGCAUUUAAUGGUUUGACAGCAAAGGAGAAAUUGUAUGCACAUUAUUUAAGUCAAGCUGCAUGGAGCGGUGGUCUUAUCGUGUACGUACAAACUUCUCCCGAAUCGCCGCUGCUAUUUGCUCUUUUACAUAAAAUUUUUAAAGCUCAAAACAUAGAAGAAUUGAAAAAAUCUGCGCUUGAUGCUGGAGUCAGCGAAGAUGAAUUUACGGCUUUCUUAGUGUACAGCUGUGGAAUAUUUUCGAAUUCUGGUAAUUACAAGUCCUUUGGCGACAGUAAAAUAAUUCCAAAUUUACCCAAAGAGAAAUUUGGGACCAUAGUAAAAGCUUCUCAAGCAUAUAAGGAUAAUUCUAAUAGUGUAGAAGAAAUUUGGAAUAAAAUUCAAGAUGUGACUUAUGGAUUAGGAGGAAAGCUGAAGUCUUUAGGUUUAGGUGACAAAGGAGUUACAACAUAUUUCUCUGCCAAUUGUACAGAUAAAGAUGCUGAAUUGGUCAAUGAGUUUAUGCAACAGAAAAAAUUAGAAUCUUACAAUGCAAGAUGCUUUAAAACAAACACUUCUGAUAAUGUAAAUUCCUAUGAAAUUAGAUUAGCUUCUGUGGAAACCGAUGCUGAUCCUCAGAUUACAUUACCAGAAGAAGAUUUUAAGAACUCUAAAUUUAAAAUCACAAGAGGGGAUUACAGCAAGCUUCUAACUGCAGUUGUUGAUAAUUUGCAGAAGGCAACAGAGUAUGCUGCAAAUGAAAUCGAAAAAAAUAUGUUGAAUAAAUACAUAGAACAUUUUAGAACAGGGUCAUUGCAGGACCAUAAAGAUGGUUCUCAGUUUUGGAUCAAGGACAAAGGUCCAGUUAUAGAAACAUACAUAGGCUUUAUCGAAACUUACAGAGAUCCUGCUGGCCAGAGAGCAGAAUUCGAAGGAUUUGUAGCGAUGGUAAAUAAAGAGAUGUCAGCAAAAUUUGCGAGUUUAGUAAACAAUGCAGAGAAGUUUAUCCAGAAACUUCCUUGGGGUGCAGAUUUCGAAAUAGACAAAUUUCUACGACCCGACUUUACUUCCUUAGACGUUCUUACAUUUUCUGGAUCUGGAAUUCCGAAUGGAAUAAAUAUUCCGAAUUACGAGGAAAUUAGAAAAUUAGAGGGAUUCAAGAACGUGUCUCUCGGAAAUGUAAUUCCCGGGAAUAUGAAGCUAGAUGUGGUACCAUUUUUGUCCGAACAGGAUCAGACACUACUGAAUACUUACAGACUUGUCAGUUUUGAGGUACAAGUAAGUUUGCACGAACUUCUUGGUCACGGUACGGGUAAAUUGUUAAGACAAUUGGGACCAGAUUCGUACAAUUUUGAUAAAGAAAAUACAAAGAAUCCCCUAACCGGAGAAGUAGUAAACAAAUUUUUCUUGCCGGGCGAAACGUACGAUUCGAAGUUUGGUGCAUUAGGAUCAUCUUACGAAGAAUGUAGAGCAGAAGCUGUUGGAUUAUAUCUAUGUUUGGAAAAAGAUGUGUUACGUAUAUUGGGACACGAAGGUUCGAAAGCCGACGAUGUAAUGUAUGUCAAUUGGUUAUCACUUUUGUGGACCGGCUGCGCAAGGGCUUUAGAAAUGUAUCAACCGUCUACCAAGAAAUGGUUACAAGCUCAUUCUCAAGCAAGAUAUGUUUUGCUGAGAGUGUGCAUCGAAGCUGAAGAAGACUUUGUUACUGUAGUCGAGGCUGAGUCUGGCAAAACUUUAAAAUUAACAAUAGAUAGGUCUAAGAUUCAGACUAUUGGGAAAAAAGCGAUCGGAAAGUUCUUAACAAAAUUGCAAGUUUACAAAAGUACUGGCGAUUUCGAGGCGGCCAAAGAGAUGUAUGACAAAUAUAGUGAGGUACCUGAAACCGGACCUCAUCCAUGGGCACGCUGGAGAGAUAUCAUUCUCGCUCAUAAGGAACCUCGAAAGAUAUUUGUACAAUCGAAUACAUUCUUAAAUGGUUCGGAUACAGUACAAUUGAAGAAUUAUGAACCCAAUUUUGUUGGAUUGAUUCAGUCUUGGAUGGAAAGAUUCCCUUCUUCGGAAACUUCACAGACUCUCAUUGAUUUGUGGGAAAAAGAUAAACAACAUUUUACACUUGAAGUUAAUUGAUUCAUUUGUGGGUAAAAUUACUUAUUACAUUUCUCUUUUAUUAUAUGUGCUAUAACAGUAUAUGCCUUGCAACAUUUACACAGUUAAAAGUUAUAGUUUGUAAUUUCCAACUUUGGAUUACUUUUAUGAAAAAUAAAACGUGCAUUUAUACUUAA
Molecule: messenger RNA, 2593 nt
Organism: Megalopta genalis
Lineage: Eukaryota; Metazoa; Arthropoda; Insecta; Hymenoptera; Halictidae
Gene: DppIII
Product: dipeptidyl peptidase 3
Biological process (GO): proteolysis
Cellular component (GO): cytoplasm
Molecular function (GO): dipeptidyl-peptidase activity; metalloexopeptidase activity
Source: RefSeq, a predicted model, not a curated record